Exserohilum turcica Et28A is the source of this 1827-nucleotide messenger RNA. RefSeq lists its product as uncharacterized. The record is from RefSeq and is a predicted model, not a curated record. The transcript has 3 exons. Bases 4 to 1761 code for a protein of 585 amino acids. Gene Ontology annotation, cellular component: retromer, tubulation complex; endosome; retromer complex. Gene Ontology annotation, molecular function: phosphatidylinositol-3-phosphate binding. Lineage: Eukaryota; Fungi; Ascomycota; Dothideomycetes; Pleosporales; Pleosporaceae. Gene Ontology annotation, biological process: retrograde transport, endosome to Golgi; intracellular protein transport.
GCCAUGGAUUACAGUGCUCACGAUCCCGACCAUCCUGUCGACAGCGAUCCAUGGGCUUCGUCACCUCAUGCUCACCGGACUUCAUUCGGCCCGCCUCCGACCAGCGACAUUCCGUCGCCCCCGCUACCUGCGCAGGCUUCGCCAUAUGGCGAGAACAGCGAGCAGUACGGCUACCUAGGUGACCAGGAUGCGCAAAGCCGGCCGGGCACAGCGCCUGAGAAUGGCGACCAUGCAGAGCAACAACAGACGCACGGCCAGGACGCGCCUCGAUCACCUCAACCACCGCCCCAGGGCCAACCCGGACAACAGCCACAAAGGUACCAUGGCACCAGGCCACAGCGACAGCAGCAGCAGCAGCAGCAGUAUAAGCUUCAGGCCAAGGUUACAGGACUUGAGCGGAACGGCAAGAAGGACCCGAUCCUUCGAUUCGAUGUCUACACCAAUCUCCCCAAGUUUCGAACGACGCAAUUUCGCGAUGUGCGACGCCUACACUCUGAAUUCGUAAAGCUCGGCGAGCACCUCAUUUCGGCAUGUCCUGAAGCUAUUGUGCCUGCAGUGCCGCCAGCAACGACGUCGGCAGGCGCUGGGACGGAUGAAGACGAGGCGCGGCUGAAGAUGUCGAUGCAGCGGUGGCUCAACAUUGUGUGCAGCAACGAGAUACUCAUACGCGACGAGGAGAUGGUCUUCUUCGUGGAGAGCGACUUUGGCUACAGCCCCGUGGUGCGGAGGAAGCAGCCGGCGACUGGCGUGCGCCGCAAGAUGAUUAAGCAGUUUGCGCCGCCACCAGACGACACGCCAGAACUCGCUGCAGCACGACCGGUGGUCAAGGCUUUCUACCUCGGCACAAUGGAGGCCGAGCAGAAGCUGGAAAAGGUGGUGAAGCACCGACGAAGUCUUGGGGUUGCCGAGUCUGAUCUUGGUGCCAAGUUUGCAGCACUCCAAGUGCAAGAGACACACGUCGGCCUGGCUCACGCAUACAAGAAACUGGGGAAAAUCAUCCAGGCUACGGGCGACUUUCAUGCUGCUCAGGGAACAGUAGAGGCGACGACUCUUGGCGACCCACUGCAGUACCACAGCAGCGACGCCUUUAUUGCAAAAGAAACUUUGACGAAUCGCCAUAUUCUGUUGCGUGAGUUGCUGCAAGCACAAUCAGCAACGCGGUCCAAGCUGUCUGCGGCUGACCGGCUGAAGGCCAGCUCGAGCGUGAAGCGAGACAAGGUGGAUGAAGCAAUUGCUGCUUUGGAUGAGGCGAGGAGUCAUGAGCAGUACCUGACGCAAAAGGCGCAGCGGGUUACGGCGAAUCUUCUGCAAGAACAGCGACGAUGGUUUGACCGGACGACACAGGACAUGCGGCAGGCAAUCCGGGAAUAUGUGGUUCGCCAGAUUGAGGCGGAGCGACGCACGCUGGCUACGCUCGAGUCUGUCCGGCCAGACAUUCGCGCAAUUGAUGGCAGCGGUGGACUCUCGCGCCUGGGUCGUGAGGCGCAUCCAGCACAGCGACGCGCGUCCAUGGCCAGCUCGCAAGGACCAAAGGGCGAUGCAUGGUCGGGGGUGCCACGGCGACCGGGCGAUGGGCUCAAUCGCAGUGUCAGCGGAAGCUUUGCGGCUCCACUUCCCGAGGUGGACGAGGACGACGAGGAUUCGAUCAACGGGCGGAAGCGUGCAACAAGCAAAGCGGGCAGCCAGCAAGGGAUUGAAGAGGACGACGAUCGCAUUGAUGCGAAAAACGCAGCCAGCAGGCUAGCGACGACGACGUUCUAGAAGCGGGUUUGGUUUGUGGUGGGGGGGUGGUUGAAACGUGUAAUGACAGGGCUGGGCAGGCUAGGA